This is a messenger RNA of Paramormyrops kingsleyae, 4793 nucleotides long. The record is from RefSeq and is a predicted model, not a curated record. NCBI's taxonomy places the organism in Eukaryota, Metazoa, Chordata, Actinopteri, Osteoglossiformes, Mormyridae.
CACUAUAAAUCGUUUGUUUAUACGUUUACCUUCUCAUUUAAAAAACACUACUCUGGUGUUAUUUAACUUACUUAUUUUCACAUUUCGAAAUAUAAAAUCUGAUAGGAAAGUUGUACACCGUAUUGGCUAGCUAGGAAGCUAGUGGGUAACUGGCAGCGCUAGCUAAAUAUUGUUUGGUUAGCGGUGUUCUAUUUUCAAAUGAGUAAUUUUGGUAUCUCAGGGAAUUUGGAUUCUGAUGGGGGACAUAAAAAAUUUCCUCUAUGCCUGGUGUGGGAAAAAGAAAUUAACACCAAACUAUGAAAUCCGUGCUGUUGGUAACAAGAACAGGCAGAAGUUUAUGUGUGAGGUUUGUGUGGAUGGCUUCAGCUACACUGGAAUGGGGAAUUCCACCAACAAGAAGGAUGCUCAGGCCAACGCAGCAAGAGACUUCGUCAAUUUUCUUGUCCGUGUUGGUGAAUUGAAUGCUGCAGAUGUUCCUGCUAUUGGGGUGUCUGUAAAUGAGGUAGAUGCAGGCAGAGGGGUAGCGGAUGGGUUUGGAAAUCUGCCUUCAAAUGGGCCUCUUCCCCCACAUUUAGUUGUCCAAGCUGAUAAAGAGCAAUCAGGCAAUAGCUCUGGAACUGUUGCUGGUAUGGGGUAUUCCGGGUACAGCGAUGCCCUGUCAGAUCGUGGGGCUAACCUGAAGGACUACUUCACUAGGAGAGAGGAGCAAGAAGCAAAAGCAACACUGGAGUCUGAGGAGGUUGAUUUGAAUGCGGGACUUCAUGGGAAUUGGACUUUAGAGAAUGCCAAAGCUCGACUGAACCAGUUUUUCCAAAAGGAGAAAAAUCAGACUGAAUACAAAUACAGCCAAGUUGGUCCUGAUCACAACAGGAGUUUUAUUGCAGAAAUGAGUGUUUUUGUAAGGCAGCUUGGCAGAAAAAUCUUUGCCCGUGAGCAUGGCUCUAACAAGAAGCUGGCUGCCCAGUCCUGUGCUCUGUCGAUUGUGCGGCAGCUUUACCAUUUGGGUGUCAUUGAGGCAUAUACAGGCCUGACAAAGAAGAAGGAAGGAGAGACGAUGGAAGCUUUUGAAGUGAAUAUGGCAGAUGAUUUGCAGAAGCAGCUUGAAUGCAUGGUCCAGGAACUGGGCAUGCAGAUUCCACCGCUGCCUGAAAGUGCAGGUGCUAGCGUAUCCCUGGUCCAGGGGAAAAUGGCCCACUUCGAGCCAUCCCAGAAGCAGAAUGCAGCCGGUGUGGUGCCCUGGUCACCACCUCAGGUCAACUGGAACCCUUGGACCAGCAGCAACAUCGAUGAGGGCCCUCUAGCAUUAUGCAGUCCGGAACAGAUCAGUUUCGACCUUAUGCAAGAGCUAAUGUACCAGCUGGAGCAGGAUCAAAAUCUACAGAAGGUUAUCGAAGAACGGCAGCAGCUCCCUGUGAAGAAAUUUGAAGAGGAGAUCCUAAGAACCAUAAAGAACAGUCCUGUGGUCAUCAUUCGCGGUGCCACAGGGUGUGGAAAGACCACCCAAGUUCCCCAGUACAUUCUGGAUGAAUUCAUUAAAAGUGGCAAGGCGUCCGACUGUAACAUCGUUGUGACUCAGCCUCGCCGUAUCAGCGCUGUGUCUGUUGCUGAGCGUGUUGCCUUUGAGCGCGGGGAAGAUGUGGGCAAGAGCUGUGGCUACAGCGUGCGCUUUGAGUCCAUACUUCCCAGGCCGCAUGCCAGCAUUCUCUUCUGCACUGUUGGAGUUCUGCUGAGAAAACUCGAAGCUGGUAUCCGUGGAAUCAGUCAUGUCAUUGUGGAUGAAAUACACGAGCGAGAUCUUAAUACAGAUUUCCUUCUGGUGGUGCUACGGGAUGUUGUCCAGACCUAUCCAGAAAUACGUGUAAUCCUUAUGUCUGCUACUAUCGACACGACAAUGUUUCGGGAAUACUUUUUCAGCUGCCCAAUUAUUGAAGUAUUUGGUCGUACAUUCCCUGUACAAGAGUAUUUCUUAGAGGAUUGUAUUCAGAUGACCAAAUUUAUUCCUCCACCAAUGGAUAAAAAGAAAAAGGACAGGGAUGUGGAUGCUGAUGACGAUGAGACAAAUUGCAAUGUUAUUUGUGGAGAUGAGUAUGGUCCUGAUACCAGACGCUCCAUGGCCCAGAUGAAUGAGAAGGAGACUUCUUUUGAAUUGAUUGAGGCAUUACUGAAGUACAUUGAAACGCUUGAAGUCAGCGGGGCAGUGCUCAUUUUCCUUCCUGGCUGGAACCUCAUCUAUUCCUUACAGAAACACCUUGAAAUGAACCCACACUUCGGGAGCCACCGGUACAGGAUUUUUCCUCUCCAUUCCCAGAUACCUAGAGAGGAGCAACGAAGAGUGUUUGACUCUGUACCUGAAAAUGUAACAAAGGUGAUUUUGUCAACAAAUAUAGCAGAGACUAGCAUUACCAUCAAUGAUGUCGUCUAUGUCAUCGACUCUUGCAAGCAGAAAGUGAAGCUGUUUACGUCUCACAACAAUAUGACAAACUAUGCCACGGUUUGGGCAUCCAAGACAAACUUGGAACAGAGGAAGGGCAGAGCAGGCAGAGUGCGGCCUGGCUUCUGCUUCCACCUCUGUAGCCAGGCCCGGUUUGAGAGACUGGAAACCCACAUGACAGCUGAGAUCUUUCGGACACCUCUCCAUGAAGUAGCCCUAAGUAUCAAGCUGCUGAGACUAGGUGGUAUUGGACAGUUUCUCUCAAAGGCCAUUGAGCCUCCUCCUCUGGAUGCGGUUAUUGAGGCUGAGCACACUCUGAGAGAGCUGGAUGCGUUAGAUCUAAAUGAUGAAUUGACCCCUCUGGGCAGAAUCCUAGCAAAGCUGCCUAUUGAACCCCGACUGGGAAAGAUGAUGAUUAUGGGAUGCCUGUUCCAUGUUGGUGAUGCAAUGUGCACCAUCUCAGCAGCCACCUGCUUCCCAGAGCCAUUCAUCAGUGAGGGCAAGCGGCUGGGUUUUGUUCACAGGAAUUUCGCCGGCUAUCGCUUCUCAGACCACGUGGCUCUUCUUUCAGCCUUUCAGGCCUGGGAUGAUGCUAGAAUGGGUGGGGAAGAUGCAGAAAUCAGGUUCUGUGAACACAAACGGCUGAACAUGUCCACUCUGAGGAUGACAUGGGAAGCCAAAGUGCAGCUGAAGGAUAUUCUGAUCAAUUCUGGGUUUCCUGAAGAAUGCUUGAUGGUGCAGGUGUUUAGCAAUGUUGACCCAGACAACAAUCUGGAUGUGGUGGUUUCCCUUCUGAGCUUUGGCUUGUACCCCAAUGUCUGCUACCACAAAGAGAAAAGGAAGAUCCUCACCACUGAGGGACGUAAUGCCCUCAUCCACAAGUCUUCAGUAAACUGCCCCUUCAGCAAUCAAGACAUGAAAUACCCUGGACCAUUUUUUGUUUUUGGAGAAAAAAUUCGGACACGUGCCAUUUCUGCCAAAGGAAUGACUCUGGUCAGCCCAAUACAGCUAAUUUUGUUUGCAUCAAAAAAAAUUUUGUCCCAAGGUGACAUUGUUGUACUUGAUGACUGGAUCAAGCUUAACAUACCCCAUACUACAGCUGGCUGCAUAGCAGCUAUUAGAGCAGGCAUGGAAGCCCUUCUUGUAGAUGUCACAAAAGAUCCAGAGUAUAUCCGGCAGAUGAACCCUGUCAGCCAGAAAAUGCUGAAUCUAAUACGGCUGAUUUCUAAACCUUCAGCAGCUGGACUGAACCUUAUGGUUUCCAGCUCACGAUUUGGAGAUGGUCCUCGGCCUUCUAAGAUGCCCCGUUUUGACAGGGGUGGUCGAGGAUUUCAUGGAGGAUACCAAGCAGGAUACCAGCGGGGGUGUCAGGGAGGUUAUCAGGGUGGAUACCAGGGAGGAUUCCAAGCUGGUUAUGCCCCCAGGUACCAGAGAGGCUAUGGAGGCGGUGUAUACAGGCAGGGUGGAGGUAGAGGAGCAUACAGAGGGUCCUGGGGAGGAUUCAGAGGUGGAAGUGGAAGUGGGGGCCGCGGCUAUGGCCGAUGAAGAGGAGGUGAACAAUUUAAGGAAGUUUCACAAGUACAAAGCUUUCCUUCUCUGUUAGUUGCUAUAAAUGAUACAAACAUAUGUUAAGGUAGUUCAAAACAAUUUAACUAUUUUUAAAGGAUUUUUGUUUUUAUACAAGUUGGGACAAAAACACCUUUUCAUUUUCAUAUACAUGUGUUUAUUGGGGGUUUUGUCUCACUUUUCUCACAAAGGAAGCAUGAGUGCUGUGGCAGAAGCGUAACAUCUCACAUUUGUCACAAUCAGGCAAUAUUCUGUUUUUUUUUUUACUUUACAGAUGUGGAAUUUCUUUUCUUCUGUGUAAAGCUCUUUGCUGUGCUGUCAGUUAAAUUCUUUGGGGAAAUUUUGUACAAGUUACAUAGAAAGUGAAUUUCUGUUUGAAUUUGUUGUUCAUGGCCACACUGUGUUUGUGCUGUAUUUGGAAGUGUCAGCCUGAUUUGUUUUAUCAGCUUGAUUCUGAAUAUUCUGUUCACAUGGCUACUUUAUAAAUAUUUAAAUAUUGUCAUAGUUUCAAACUUGGCCUUCCAUUCAGGCUUAAUGUUCCAUAUACAAUUGAAAACAUGUAUAAUUUAAUAAAACAUGGAAAUAUUCUUUGCAAAAAUAUCCAUUAUCCAUAUUUACUUUUUGUUAGUAUCCCAAAAUCUGAGAUUCUUAUCCAUUUCAAAUUGUUAGGUACAGAAUCUUGUUUCCCAUGUAACUAGCUCUACAAACAACGCAUUUGUAUAGUAUGUAUACUACCGUUUGAAAGUCACAUAAAGCAAGUUUUUGUCUAUUAAAAUAACAUCAGAUUGAUCAUAAA